GGAGGGGGCGGGGCUUUCCGUUCAGCGAAGGGCAGGGCUAUCCCGCGCUGCUUCCCUGGCCAAAGUAGGUCGGGAGUGGGAGGCGGUGGCUGCUUCCCCUAGUGUUGGGAAGAUGGCGCCGCCGGUGACGGAACGGGGACUGAAGGGCGUCGUGUGGGAGAAAAUAAAAGCAACAGUGUUUGAUGACUGCAAAAAAGAAGGAGAAUGGAAGAUAAUGCUUUUAGAUGAAUUUACUACUAAGCUUUUGGCCUCAUGUUGCAAAAUGACAGAUCUUCUAGAAGAAGGCAUAACUGUUGUAGAGAAUAUUUAUAAGAAUCGCGAACCUGUCAGACAAAUGAAAGCUCUUUAUUUUAUCUCUCCAACAUCAAAGUCUGUAGAUUGUUUUUUACGUGAUUUUGGAAGUAAAUCAGAGAACAAAUAUAAAGCAGCGUAUAUAUACUUCACCGACUUUUGUCCUGAUAGUCUCUUUAACAAAAUUAAGGCUUCCUGCUCCAAGUCAAUAAGAAGAUGCAAAGAAAUAAAUAUUUCCUUCAUCCCACAUGAAUCUCAGGUGUAUACUCUUGACGUACCAGAUGCAUUCUAUUACUGUUAUAGUCCAGACCCUGGUAAUGCAAAUGGAAAGGAUGCCAUUAUGGAAGCAAUGGCUCAGCAAAUAGUUACAGUAUGUGCCACCUUGGAUGAAAACCCUGGAGUAAGAUAUAAAAGUAAACCUCUAGAUAAUGCCAGUAAACUUGCACAGCUUGUUGAAAAGAAGCUGGAAGACUACUACAAAAUUGAUGAAAAGAGCCUAAUAAAGGGUAAAACGCAUUCUCAGCUCUUAAUAAUUGAUCGUGGCUUUGAUCCUGUGUCCACUGUCCUACAUGAACUGACCUUUCAGGCAAUGGCAUAUGAUCUACUACCAAUUGAAAAUGACACAUACAAAUAUAAAACAGAUGGGAAAGAAAAGGAGGCAAUCCUUGAAGAAGAAGAUGACCUCUGGGUCAGAAUUCGACAUCGGCAUAUUGCAGUUGUAUUAGAGGAAAUUCCGAAGCUUAUGAAGGAAAUUUCAUCAACAAAGAAAGCAACAGAAGGAAAGACAUCACUUAGUGCUCUCACCCAGCUGAUGAAAAAAAUGCCACAUCUCCGAAAACAGAUUACUAAGCAAGUUGUUCAUCUUAAUUUAGCAGAAGAUUGUAUGAGUAAAUUCAAGCUUAAUAUAGAAAAGCUCUGCAAAACUGAACAGGACCUGGCACUUGGAACUGACGCAGAAGGACAGAAGGUGAAAGACUCUAUGCGAGUACUCCUUCCAGUACUACUUGGCAAAAAUCACGAUAACUGUGAUAAAAUAAGAGCAAUUCUACUUUAUAUCUUCAGUAUUAAUGGCACUACGGAAGAAAAUCUGGACAGGUUGAUCCAGAAUGUAAAGAUAGAAAAUGAAAGUGACAUGAUUCGUAACUGGAGUUACCUUGGUGUUCCCAUUGUUCCCCAAUCUCAGCAAGGCAAACCAGUAAGAAAGGAUCGGUCUGCAGAAGAAACUUUUCAGCUCUCUCGAUGGACACCUUUUAUCAAAGACAUUAUGGAGGAUGCUAUUGAUAAUAGGUUAGAUUCAAAAGAAUGGCCAUAUUGUUCACAAUGUCCAGCAGUAUGGAACGGCUCAGGAGCUGUAAGUGCUCGCCAGAAACCAAGAGCAAACUAUUUAGAAGACAGAAAAAAUGGGUCAAAGCUGAUUGUUUUUGUCAUUGGCGGGAUUACAUACUCUGAAAUGCGUUGUGCUUAUGAAGUUUCUCAGGCACAUAAAUCCUGUGAAGUUAUCAUUGGUUCUACGCAUAUUUUAACACCCAAAAAGCUGUUGGAUGAUAUAAAGAUGCUGAAUAAACCCAAGGAUAAAAUCUCUUUUAUAAAGGAUGAAUAGCAUUUUCCUUUCUCUCUCUCUCUCUCGGUUUGGAGUCUUAUUAAUAUGUUCAACUAAACUAAAAUAGAACAAAAAAAUGUUGCUGUCAUGUAAUUUAAACAAUGUAAAUAUUUUAUGGAAUAAUGGCUUUUCAAAUGCUUUUC
This is a messenger RNA of Tupaia belangeri chinensis (Chinese tree shrew), 2034 nucleotides long. RefSeq names its product syntaxin binding protein 3 (gene STXBP3). The record is from RefSeq and is a predicted model, not a curated record. Gene Ontology annotation, biological process: vesicle-mediated transport. Lineage: Eukaryota; Metazoa; Chordata; Mammalia; Scandentia; Tupaiidae. Bases 113 to 1891 code for a protein of 592 amino acids. The transcript has 19 exons.